This is a messenger RNA of Manis javanica (Malayan pangolin), 1604 nucleotides long. RefSeq names its product ATP synthase c subunit lysine N-methyltransferase (gene ATPSCKMT). Gene Ontology annotation, cellular component: mitochondrion. The record is from RefSeq and is a predicted model, not a curated record. NCBI's taxonomy places the organism in Eukaryota, Metazoa, Chordata, Mammalia, Pholidota, Manidae. Gene Ontology annotation, biological process: positive regulation of proton-transporting ATP synthase activity, rotational mechanism; peptidyl-lysine trimethylation; regulation of mitochondrial ATP synthesis coupled proton transport. Gene Ontology annotation, molecular function: protein-lysine N-methyltransferase activity.
UAUCUCCCUGCCGCUAACUAUUCCGAGUGUUUUAGGGCAAAUAACUCGCCUAGUCCUUAGGCACGAUCUUAGGGGAUAAUUGGAGUCACUCUGGAUGGGUGGGAAUCACAGCGCCGCCACGUACCAGCUGUGUCUCUGGGUAAUUGACCAACCUCUGUGUGCCUCAGGUGCACCCCCAGAAACACCUGAAGAAGAAAGGCAGCCAGGAUAUGUUCUACCUACAAGUCUUGAAGCCAACAAUUUGAAGACAAACAAUUGGGGGUUCAUAUUUCCUGGGAUCAUUGGUGGGACACUGGUGGCCUUAUAUGCAGUGGCCACACCGUUUAUAAUGCCAGCCCUCCGGAAAAUCUGUUUGCCUUUUGUACCUGCGACUACAAAGCAGAUUGAAAAUGUAGUGAGAAUGUUGCAGUGCAGAAGAGGAUCCCUCGUAGACAUUGGUAGUGGCGACGGGCGCGUUGUAAUAGCAGCUGCAAAGGAAGGAUUCACAGCAGUUGGUUAUGAAUUGAACCCGUGGCUGGUUUGGUACUCCAGAUACUGCGCUUGGCGAGAAGGGGUGCAGAACUCUGCCACAUUUUAUAUUUCAGAUUUGUGGAAGGUUACUUUUUCACAGUACUCAAACGUUGUUAUUUUUGGUGUGCCUCAGAUGAUGCCACAAUUAGAGAAGAAACUUGCUCUUGAACUUGAGGAAGAUGCUAGAGUCAUCGCUUGCCGGUUCCCUUUCCCACACUGGACUCCAGACCAGGUCGCGGGAGAGGGGAUAGACACCGUGUGGGUGUAUGACAUGAGCACUCUCAGAGGACGUGGAAGAGGUCCUGAGGAUCCGUGCAUUUCCUGGUGGUCAUCCAGUUAGAAAAUCUCCUGGGAGUGUUUUGAGUGUUGGUGGUCUUUGGGUUUGUAGAGAGCUCCAGCUGUGUCUUCCACAGAGAGUGUACUUUUCUUUGGUAUAGAAUGAGAAAUUACCAUUGCCUUAACUUUUGGAGACAACAAACAAGAACAGCAGGUAGAUUUAAAGUCCUUUUUCAUGAGAUGUGCUGAAAGAUAUGCUCACUACUGUUUCAUGUUUCAUGCACUUGGAUGUAUGAAAAUACAAAUAAAUGAUGGUCUUGUUGUUGGGCAGGCAAGAUGUCAACAGCUCUUCACAUUAUUAAAAAUAUGAUUUAAUGCCACAGAUGUUUGCAGCUUUCUAUAACUUUCUUCAUACUUAAGAUCUAUCUCUGUCUUUACUUCACAGCAAAAUUAAUUUUCUAAUGGACUUAGGCAUUCAUAUUUUAUAAAAUUUAUUGGGACUAAUUUGUCCCAGAGCUACUGAAUUACUGUGUUUUAUUGAAUCUAAGAUGUAUAUGUGUGUGUAAAUGUGUAUGCAUGCACACAUACACUGUAACAUUUCUGAAACUGUGAUGCACCUUUCAGUUGAUGGUAUUUUAUAACUAAUUGGUGAUGUUGUACAUCGUGAUGUGGCUGUGUAUCAACCACUAUUGAUAGAAUCUCGGAUUUGAUGAAAUAAUGGUAUUCAGAGAAAGUAUAUGAUACAGUGGAUCAGUUGGUAAUAAUUUAAUGUUAAAUAAACAGUCAUGAGCUUUGGAGUAAUGAGCCAGACCUGGGUU